AACAACAGCAGCAGCAACAACAACAACAGCAACAGCAACAGUUGCAGCAUCUGCAGCAACAACAGCAACAGCAACACAUAUUAAAUCAAGUUGUGCAAGCAUCGAAUAAUAUUGUGACAUUGUCAGACGGUAGAAAGAUCACUAUGGAGGAUUGGCAGCGCAUGCAAGAACAGCAGAUGGCAGCAGUCGCUGCGGCAGCCAAGCGGAAUGAGAGGUCAGAGGUCAUCACCUUGACUAGACAAAAUGCAGAUGUUGGGUCACCUAUGAUGGCUCCUUUAAUGGAACAGCACAGGGCAGCACAAGUGCAACGCCAAGAAUACGCUGGUCCGAGGAGAAGUUAUGGAAAGGCUCGGAUAAGAACGCAGAAUGCUUUGGUGACAAACAAUACAAUUCAAGCCAUUGCAUCACCAACUGUUGAUCACCAUCGUAAUCUCCUGCAGCAACAUGAUAAUGUGAUAUCUGUGGGGGAUCGGAUGGCCACUGUGCCCCCACAACAUACUCGAGAAGAACCCCUUCAAGAACAACGUCAGCAGACUGCAAGCAGUACUCAGAUAUUGAUUCUUCUGCCAGACGGCAACCAGCGGCUGGUGAACUUGAAUGUACCUCAAGGAACCUGUUCCCUAGAGGAAAUAUUUGAACAGGUUGCUCUACGCAUGGACGGAAAUGUGAUAAUAAACAGCUCGGAGACAGCAGGCGAGCUUUCUUUGGAACAGGCUGCAAUAGCUACAAUCAAAACUGAGGAAAUUCCAGCUGUGGGCCAGGUACUGCAGCAACCAGACACCAAGCCGCCAAGCGAAGACGUCCACCAAGAGAAUGCUGUGUCCUCCAGUGGUCUCCUUAUACAGUCGGCGCAGAGCAGUUUGUGUUUACUGAAAGCUGAAGAAACCAUAGUUACUAAAACAGAGGAACCCGCAGAUAUUAAACCCGUUAUUAAAGAUGAACCGAAGUUAGUGCCUGGGAAACUGGCAGUUUGUCAUUUCUGCGGAUACACAUCAUUAGAUUUCUUUCGCUGCCAGCGUUGUAGAAGGAGAUUACCAGAAAACUGCAAAUCAAUACCAGUUCAAGACGGGCUGAAGAAAAAACUUGUGAAAGAAGGCACCACACCUGAGAAAUUUUUCUCUAAGACGCCUGUAAAAGGUGAGAGUAGUGUGGAGGUGCCAAAAGGCAGAGUGAGAGGCCGUACAGGUAGAAGAACAAAGAGCAAACUGGUUGAGGAACCCGUUUGUUUGACUUUGUCUUCGGACGACGAAGAGAGUGCCCAGUCCGAUUUAGAUUCAGCAGUGACUGCUGAGAGGGCCCUGAAUAAUGGUCAGCGAUUAUCCACAGAUGACAUCCCGUAUACUUCCCCCGAUCCAGAGGUGACUUCAUCAGCUAGGGGUAAAGAGCCCAUUAUCCCCGAGGAAGACGACACGGGUUCAGAUACAGGAGAGAAUCAACAUACUCAAGGUGUCAGAGGUGGAGGAAGAGAGCUGGACAUGGACGGCAUCGUGGAUGGUUCAAUUCCUGGUUGUUUUACCCUAUUGCAGUGCCGGACAGUUAGAAUAGGGUCUUACAAAGUGGUUCCUAAGGAUCGUGUGCUACUUUCUUCUGUUGGCAUCAGAAUAGCGGUCCCAGCCAUUGAAGAUGAUUCAAAAUGCGUGACACUAUCAGUGGACAUCGGGGAAAUUGUAAAGGUCCUAAUCCACUUCGGGCGAGGAAUGCCUGUCUUGUUUCUGUACACUGUCCCCACAGCCGCAGCAAGAGUAAGGGCAGCUUUAAGUAUGGAAUCCAAGCUGGGCCCUUACUAUGACCCAACCAGUCCAGAUGAGACUCAGCGAAGAAUAACAUUGCUUCCAGAGAGGUUACAUGAAGACAGUAAAGUAGCAUUAAAGAAUAUUUUUGGCCCUUUGUCAAAUGUUUUGGAAGAACUCAGCAACAAGGAAGCGAAUGAUAUUCUGGUCAGGGCCUCACCUAAAGAGGUCCAGAAUAUGAUGAAAAAAGCAAUUGGUAUGUCUCCGUUGAAAUCCAAGGAUGAAAUUCAGACAAUCCUGGUUUAUCCACCGCCACCUUGCAAGGGAGGAAUUCCUAUAAAUACUGAAGACUACGCCUGCCUAGGUGAAGACCAAUUCCUUAAUGAUGUCAUUAUAGACUUUUAUUUAAAGUACCUGACCCUUUCAGUGCUGAGUGAAGAAGAUCAGUCUCGUACCCACGUUUUUAGUUCAUUUUUCUAUAAACGACUGACAACUCGCCCCGCAAAAUCACUCAGGAGAUCACAUCCUGUCGAAGAUGACCCGAAGUUAUCACCAGCAGAGAAAAGACACAGUAGAGUUAAGAGUUGGACAAAGAAUAUUAAUAUCUUUCAGAAGGACUUCAUUAUAAUACCCAUAAAUGAACACUGCCAUUGGUUCCUCGCAAUCAUAUGUUUCCCUGGCCUGAAAGGGAGUGUGCGGUUUUCUGAUGAUACACCCAUUGUUGUGCCACCUGUCACUAAAACCAAGAAGGUGGUUCAAAAAAAGAAUGCAGCGGCUGUUGAGGAGUGUGUGAAGGGCACCACACUGCAGAUUGGGUCCACCACAAUCACGCCUGUUAAGCCAACAGCGACAAUAACACUGGACACCUGCGGAGAAGAAGGUUCAGACAGGGAUGAAGCAGAAGCAGACGAUGACGAGAUGGAGCAGGGAACCAGCGAAGAAGAAGAUAAUGUGUCAGCCAGUCAGCCUGAAACUCCACCUGCUGAGAAACAUCAGUUGUUUUCUGACCCUGCCUUUGAGGAAAUACCCGCGACACCAGUGAAACCAGUCCCUGCACCGAGGGGGAGGGGGUCAAAGCCACCGCGAGAACCUAUCAAGCAGCCUUGCAUUCUGAUCUUUGACUCACUGGCAGGGGCGAGUAGGUCUCGUGUGGUGGCCACCUUGCGGGACUACUUGCGCAUUGAAUACAAAGUGAAAGAAGGAAAGGACAGAGAAUUCAAUAAAGAUACUAUAAAAGGCAGCACUCCCAGGGUGCCCCAGCAGACCAAUUUCACAGAUUGCGGGGUCUAUGUUUUGCAGUAUGUGGAAAGUUUCUUUCAGGAUCCCAUUAAGGAUUACUACUUGCCGAUGAAGAAUCUCGUCGAGUGGUUUUCGGAAGAUGUGGUGAGCAGGAAACGGGAAGAGAUACAGAAACUGUUGCUCAGACUCUUGGAGAGGAAUAAUGUGAAUAUCGAGAGUUUGAACUUGCCAAAAUUGUCUUUCUCUUGUGGCCAGACUGUAUCUGAGACACAGGAGGAUGGUAUGUGCGAUGUGGCUGCAGAUGUCAAUACUUCAUCCUUGGAAAUACAGUCACAAGAAGAAACAGUUGAAGGAGGCCUGGUUUUUACAUGUACAGAGGAAGAUGAUUAUGGAGAGGAGGAGUCUGACAUGGCAGCAGAAUCUAAUAAUGUUGGAAAUAGCAGUGGUCAUAGUUCACCAGAGACAAAUUUAAGCCCAGACAAAGUAGGUGGAGGUGGUAAAAGAAGUCUAGUGGACUAUCCAGCAAGUGAUGAGGGGGAGGAACAUGAUCAGGGACAAGGACAAAGCCCUAUGGAUGUGGAGAAUGCUACCACACCUGUGAGUUGUUCAGAUGAUGGGAAAAGAAACAACACAAUGUUGUUCCUUAAGACAAAAAGAAUUGAAAGACAUAGCACUCGGGGAAUAGACUCAACUCCAUUAAAGAAGAUGCGAACAAGAGGACAUACACAAUCCACUGACAGAUAAUUCGUGUUUGAAAUGUGAAUUCAAAAGACAUAACAGUGAAAUAAAGGCAGACUGAGGUGUGCUUAGCAUGAAAUUGUAUACAAUGCAGACUUACUGCAACUGAUUUCUUUCUAUUGACACAAAGUUUUGGGAAGAUGAUACUUGCUCUUAUCAGAAAUGUACACUGCAGAUAAUAUAGCAAGUAUCACAGAACUUUGUAUCAAUGGAAACAAAUUCGUUACAGUGAAGAGUCUGCAUUGUAUACAAUUUCAUGCUAACCAGAACUCAAAUUCCUUUGAGUUUGCCUCUUAGUGUUCAUUUUUAGAUGUACGUUUCAUGUUUCCAUCUUUCACCUUCCAAUUUUCCAAAUAUGGUGAAGGUGGGAAAGAAUAUUUGCAAGUUGCUUUGUUUUACUGUGGCUAUUUCUGAUUUUUAUGUUUAAUUUUGUUAUGACUUCUCCCCAUUUUCGUGAGUUGUAGGAAGUGCAUCGUAUUUACAAGUUGUAAAAAUUCAUGUAUGGAUGUUUACUAACCUAUACUGUAGUAAAUGCUGGACAAGUUUUUGUAA
Messenger RNA from Cryptotermes secundus, 4259 nucleotides. RefSeq lists its product as uncharacterized. The record is from RefSeq and is a predicted model, not a curated record. Gene Ontology annotation, cellular component: nucleus; cytoplasm. The coding region runs from base 144 to 3713 and encodes 1189 amino acids. The transcript is spliced from 22 exons. Gene Ontology annotation, biological process: protein desumoylation. Gene Ontology annotation, molecular function: SUMO-specific endopeptidase activity. NCBI's taxonomy places the organism in Eukaryota, Metazoa, Arthropoda, Insecta, Blattodea, Kalotermitidae.